Linum trigynum is the source of this 270-nucleotide messenger RNA. The record is from the annotation of a GenBank genome assembly. NCBI's taxonomy places the organism in Eukaryota, Viridiplantae, Streptophyta, Magnoliopsida, Malpighiales, Linaceae.
AUGGAUAAUGAUGUGUCUCCUUCGCCUUUUCACUCGGUCUCUUCAGUCUUCACUUUCACUGUCCUACUCGCAACUCGCCAAGGUAACUUCCACUCCCACUCCGAUACUGUGUCCGGCAAAGCAGUGCCCAGCCGCUUACCUGCCUGUUCGACGGCGAUCAAGCUCGCCGUGAAACGCUCCCUUUCGGUGUACACUCCACCACUCCCGUUGCGACUCAGCUUCCACUCUGCCAACUCGUACCUCUUUGACCGAACUCUGCUCUUCGAGUAA